Messenger RNA from Diaporthe citri, 1041 nucleotides. RefSeq lists its product as uncharacterized. The record is from RefSeq and is a predicted model, not a curated record. NCBI's taxonomy places the organism in Eukaryota, Fungi, Ascomycota, Sordariomycetes, Diaporthales, Diaporthaceae. The transcript is spliced from 2 exons. The coding region runs from base 1 to 1041 and encodes 346 amino acids.
AUGACUCCCAAAAAAGACAAAGAGACCCACCGGGACCCAACAGUCGUCUACCCCGACACCUCGCCCAGCCUGCGGCUCGCCUACCGCAUCUUCGGCCCCGGCCACAACGAGCCCGAGAAGCUCGACAGCGUGAAGGACAAAAUGUUCAUCCGCGGGGUCCCCGAGGCGGGCGAGAGCUGGCUGACGCCCCUGGGCCAGGAGAUCCAGAGAAACCUCGACCUGAGCGUCGAGAAGAUCCUCGAGGCGUACUCGACCUACAAGAGGGAGAUCGAGCGCAUGAACAGGUGGGACAACGUCCACAAGAAGCGCAAGCAGGCGCGGCUCGACAGGGACGAGGACGGCGGCGAUUGGGUGGCGGACCUCAAGACAGACGGCAAGAUCAAGAGCGUGGUUCACGAUUGGGCAGAGGGCGAGGACCCGUACGAGCAGUUCUGGAAGGACCCCGCGCUGUGGCUCAACAAAGAGGAGGCUCUCGUGCGGACGCGGGCCAUGCGAGGCAGCGUCGCCGAGAUGAACGCCACCCUGAGGAAGAUCCAGGGCUUUUGCGAGCGGAGGAUGGGCUUGGGCAAUGACAUCCACCAGGCCCUCGCGAGGUGCGAGAUCCACCUGCACGACCUGAUCGCCUAUUCUGAGGGACUCGAGGAGGUCAUCAGGAUGCACGAGGGCAAGUCCCGCGGGACCACGUGGGAGUCGCGCGACCGUCCCGGCGUCACCUUUGGCCCCAAGGUGCCGUGGGCCAUCCACCGUGUCUAUGAGCUCGACGAGCGCCUCGACUCCAUGAAGCCGGUCCUGGCUGCCUGCGAGCGCACCCAGAACAGGCUGGCCUCGACCAAGCUGCUCACCACGACUAAGGUGCUGCAUGUGGAGCUCCGAGUUAAGCUGGUCCGGUUCGCCGCCUUGUGCUUAGCCGAGGAGGCGCGGAACGAGUUUGAGAAAGAAUUCGAGGAGGAGCUGAAGCAGCGAGGCAAGUCUAGCUCGCCCCUCGGGAACUGCAUCAAGGCUGUUGCCCACAAGAAUGCCAAGGCGCCCGUCAGGGAGUAG